AUGAUUAUUGGCAUUUUGGAAGAAUACAUUCCCACGGGAGUACUAUCUGAUUUACGGGGGUUGGAGGAUGGGGAUGUGGAGGCUUCGACGGAAAGGAGAAAGAAGUGGGGAGCUCAGGUUCGGGAGACAGUUGAUUUACUUCAUGAGAUUGGGGUCAUAUGGGGGGAUGGAAAGCCGCAUAAUGUGCUUAUUCAUAAGGAAACCGAUGAUGCUUGGGUGAUUAAUUUUGGGGGUAGCUAUACUGAGGGAUGGGUUGAUGAGGAGUUGAUGGAAACUCUGGAAGGUGAUGAGCAGGCGGUUGAUAGAAUCCUCGAAUUCUUGAAUAUUUGA
Molecule: messenger RNA, 330 nt
Organism: Venustampulla echinocandica
Lineage: Eukaryota; Fungi; Ascomycota; Leotiomycetes; Helotiales; Pleuroascaceae
Exons: 1
Coding region: 1-330 (109 amino acids)
Biological process (GO): protein phosphorylation
Molecular function (GO): ATP binding; protein kinase activity
Source: RefSeq, a predicted model, not a curated record